Molecule: messenger RNA, 4303 nt
Organism: Amphibalanus amphitrite
Lineage: Eukaryota; Metazoa; Arthropoda; Thecostraca; Balanomorpha; Balanidae
Exons: 12
Coding region: 322-3987 (1221 amino acids)
Biological process (GO): lysosome localization; positive regulation of membrane tubulation; Golgi organization
Cellular component (GO): endosome membrane
Molecular function (GO): kinesin binding
Source: RefSeq, a predicted model, not a curated record
GAUAUUUACUUGGGGCGCUUGGGGCAGGGCAGACUGUUGUCAGUAAACAUAGGUACAUUCGGUACAUUCUUUAAAUAAAAGGACAAGUUUGGAGUCGACAACAACAAUCCCUUGAGUCGUCCCGUCGUUUUCCUUUUGGGUCGUCGUGAUGUGACUCCCAUGAAUUUGACGUUUUCCUCCAAUAUUCUUGACGGUGUCAAAGCAACUGACUUUAGCAGCUUGAUGUGUACCCAGAGCUAAGUGUUAUUACUUAUUGCACAAGAGAGUUGUUAAUUGCAUUGCAGUUCGACCUCUGCCCAGCCCAGACCACAAAAUCAAGCUAUGGAUGAGCUGGAAAAUCUGUUUCAUUUAUUUGACUCCCAAAAGAAGGAUCUUCUACGUCUGGUGAAGAUCUGCUCUAAACCUCUUGGCCCAGAGGAGGUGCACUACUUCCUCACAAGCAUGGACAAAAUAUGCAGUCAUGGGCUGAAGAAUGAGAAGCUGGGAUACUGGCCAUUUGUCAAGGAGUUCACCCACAAGGCUGGUGUCACCUACAUUGCUGACAUGAAAGGAUGUGUGACUGGUCCUGGGAAAAGUCGCGCCUGGCUACUGCUGGCUCUCUCAGAGGGCACACUGGAGUUCUACUUCACCAGUUUCAUCGGUCACCCGGCUCAGCGGGCCCGCUACUACCGGCGCGAGGCGUUUCUGCGGGACGACCGCCGACUAAGGGAGCUGGUGCUGGGGCUGGCCGAGCUGAUGGCCGUCCAGUUCAGCACCGUGCUGAGACCGGAGGAGUACGAUCUGGACAAGCAUGUGUGCCCGCCGCCGAACGCAUCCGAGGACGGCGAAUUCGUAUCAUGGGUGGUGGCACCACGCUGGCCGCCGCCCAGCCAGGAGCCGAUUCAGUGGACGCACACUCCCGGCAGCCACAGCCGGGCACGCCGCUCGCACCACUCGUCUUCUGGCUCGUCUCCGCGCUCGUCCCGUUCUUCGGCACGCUCCCGGCGGCGGCGCAGCCCGGCCGGCGGCCGCCCGCACGGGGACGCGUCCAAAGAGACCCGACGCGACUCGGACGCCGCUCCGACAGACUCGGCUUGUGUAACGAUGGACUCGGAGACGUCCGCCGCUUCGGCGCUGUCAUCGGCGGUCACGACUCCGCUCAGCGAGAGUGAAGAGUCGCGGCCGACAGCUGGAGGAUCGCCGGAGUCGGCGCGGUCGGCAGCGUCUGUAGAGUUCGACGAUAGCGGGCCUAGCGGCGAUUCGCAGGAUAUGAAUGCUACACUGCGGGGUGGUAGUUUGUGCAGAGGCCAAGAAGAGGAGGAGAGAGGAGAGGUGGUGGGAUCGGCCACCCCGACUCCGGCUCCCAAUACACCAGUGAUCAGCGCGUCGUCCCCUCUCAGACCGUCGGGCAUACCGCCACAGAGCUUCGCCUCGCUGGCUGAAGAUUCACCCUCGCCGAUUGUGCCGGUCGUGCGUCCGUCCGGGAAUCCAGGAACGCCAACUGGGCGCUUGGCUGGAAAUCCAGGAACACCGAGCAAGUUCUCGGCUGAGAAUCCAGGGACGCCUACUGGGUGUUCGGACGAGAACCCUGACGCGUCAGCUUCUCAGUCCAAAGAUCUGUUUGUCACUGCUCUUUCUUCGCCUGUUGUCGAUCGGUCCCAAUCGCAGUCUGAGGGAACAAGGUCAGUGGCGAAGUGUCAGGAUUCUGCGGUAAGCGCGGAGAAGGGAUGUUCGGCUAGCAAUAAUGCGGAUGAUCCGCAGAGAGGGGUUCUAAGUGGUGGCUGUGAAAAUUUGGAGGAUACUGCUACUGACACCUCCGUCAGUAACGAAUCUUCGAGUGCGACAGCGCAGCAAUCUAGUCCAAAUCAAUACCAACCGAACGAGUCAGAAGAUUCUCGUCUUUCACAAUCUACCUCAGCGUCCGUAAGUGAAACAAUGAACACAACAGGGUUUCAAUCGUGCGAAGAAGCCCCUAGUAAAUCGACGGAACCAACACCAACCAAAGAGGACGCCGCACAAAGUCGCCUUGACGGCAGCGACCCUAAUUCCAGCUCUAACACCGGGGAACCGAAGGACCGCCCGCUCAGUCCGACAGCAGACUCUCGCCGAGUUAGCUCCAACGAUGCUGUGGCUGUAGAGGAAGCAAUGCGACGACUCCGCACCGACCCACCUGGCCCCGCCCGACCGGCGGGCCGCGCGGCACCCCACCUCCACCCGUCCGCCUCAAACACCGCUCUCCGACCCCGCCCGGCGGUCACUCGACUACCCCAGGCGCACUCUGAGGUCUCCCUUCGUCGCCGUCCUCCUGCACUAGCCCCGGACAAGCGCGUCACAUGGGCGGGUACUGACCGUGAGACGGCUGCUGUGGCGGCGCUGCUCCCGCCCGAGCUGCCGAGGGGUGAGCGGGGUGUCCCCGAGGGGCAGGAGGACCCGUGCAGACUCUCCUCCAUAUCCAGUCUAACACGGGUUUCAUCACAGCUCAGUGUCGGUAGCAGUUGUCUGUCGUCUGGUUCGGAGCGCGGUCCGACUGCGAGGCCGCCGGUUCGACAGACACGACUCUACGAACCGACGGCACUCGGCUCGGCACCCACUUCUGACGGACAGACUGAGCGGGACAUUGAACAGGAGAUCAGUCAGGGCAGACGCAGGAAGCGGGCGGCACACUCGGCACUGGUGGAAAUCGACCACUGCAAGGCCGUGCAACUGAUGGUCAGCUUCUUCGAGGGAGACGAGAUGGCCUACACGGGCUUCAAGGUGUUGUUCGGCGACCACCACGCGAUGCGCACCUGUCUUCUGGUUCUAACCUCCUACCGUUUACUGCUGCUGCGACUGAGCACAUACCGACGACUGCGGCGGGCGGCGCGGCGCCGGCCGCGGCCCGCUGACCCCCUGUCCCAGCUGGCACCGGGCGCGGAGGGUCAGAUGGCGCAGAUAGAGGUAGAGACCGAGAGCUGCCCCUACCUGCAGGAUGCGGCGUUCCAGUACUGCUCCAUAGCGUCGAUCAAGGUGGCGUUUCACGGCCAGGCGGUGGCGCUCCAGCGGCCGGACGGCUCGUACAGUCGCUGGAUCUGGCUGUGUGAUCGAGCUGAGACUGAUCUGCUCAUCAGUCACAUCACCCGGGCGUUCCAGCGGUGUCGGCUCCGGCCGCUCGUACCGCAGGUGUACACGUCUGAGGCGCAUAGACACCAGUACCUGCGGGAGAUCGGGUAUAGGGAGAGAGAGGCGGAGAUCCAGUACGCGUCUCUAGUGUACUUCGAAGACUUCGCCGUGCCCGGGGAGACCCCCAAACUAUCCGACCAGCUCAUGUACAAGACGGACGCAGAGCCGCGGUGGAGCGUUGGUCACUUCGUUCUCUGGGACACGGACCUGCUGGUGUACCCGUCGGCGGCGGCGGAGCGGGGCGGCGGCGCGCCACUCGACCGCUGGCCGCUGCCCUCGAUGGCCAGCUGCCGGCGUCUGACCGAGCUCAGCCGACCCCACCAGCUGCAGCUGGCGGCUCCCGGACGCUGGCUGACGCUGGCCGCGCCGGACGCGGAUACCUGCUCCCGAUGGGCGGCCACCGUCCGGGAGAUUAUCGAACUGAAUGUGCCGUCGCAGCUGCCCAGCCCCCGGCCGCGCUGCUGCGUGCUCACCGGACGCUCGCUGUACGUCGUCGAAGAGAUGGCCUUCACACGCAGUGUGGCGCCCGGUUUCGAGCUGUGUCCGUACGGCCACCUGGUACAGGCCUGUGGGUCGCUGAGAGACCUCGGAGCCGUCAACGCUGAUUCGCAUGGAACAGUGCAUGUGGAGUUUGACACCGCCGAGGCGGCCGAGUCCAUGGGCUCGUGGCGUCUCUACUUUGUCACACUGACCGAACAGAGGGCCUUCCUGGCCGCCCUGCUCGACACAUAUCGCAAACGGUGUAAGAGGGAGCUGACCGUUGGCCAGAUCUCCCACCACAUGAGGGAGGUCUGUCUCAGCGGAUCACGCUACGUCAGAACGCGCUGGGACGGCCUGGUCGACACGUGAGCACGUGCGCCACGUGCAGACACGCGGUGGACGUCACCCUCAGACAGGAGAUGCGGGCUCUGGUGACGUACUUUCAGUGAGCUGCGUAGUUUUGUAGUGCCAGUCGCGCAUGAAGCGAGUCCGCGAGAUGUGUUUCCGCCAGGGAUUGUGAUGAGCCUUAUGAUAAGGUGCGAUUUGUGACAAGAGUGUAGCGCCAAAAGGACAUCUAUUUUGUGAGGUUCAGUUCUGAUGGACUGCGUAUCAAGUUACAGGUCAUGAGCUUGGAACCAUCUCACGUAUCAUAUAGUCGACCAAUGCAACUGAGUGUAACCAUGAA